Molecule: messenger RNA, 4585 nt
Organism: Larimichthys crocea (large yellow croaker)
Lineage: Eukaryota; Metazoa; Chordata; Actinopteri; Sciaenidae
Gene: ofcc1
Product: orofacial cleft 1 candidate 1
Exons: 25
Coding region: 393-3761 (1122 amino acids)
Source: RefSeq, a predicted model, not a curated record
UAGUGUCUGGUUUUGACAUGUCUUGACAUGUGUCAAGAGGCCCAGAUGGCUAUAUCCGGUAAUUUUUCAAAAUAAAACCUUUUUCAGACUAUUUUUUAUUUAUUCUUUCUGUGCAGGCCAGGAGCAAAUGACCCAUGGACCGUUACUGGUCUGUGGCUCGUUGGUUGGAGACCGCUGGACAACCAUGUGUUGUACGCCAAGUCAGUGAAAGUGAACACGAGGAGGUCACCUGAGACUAUGUGUACAUGUGUGUGUUGUUAGGGGCCGCGUCAUCAUCACCUUGACGACUGAGGUGUAGCUGACCAUGAAGUGGAAGAAUCCGGGCCUCACAAGGUCUUGCCAUUGUUCAGAGAUCAGGGUCAGCCCGUGAUGAUCUUUUGCAGUUUGUUGAGAUGGACACCUUCAGCAGCAAGUUACAGCAGAAGGCUCUGCAGCAACCUAAGCAGAAGAAAUCCAAGUCGGCUGAAUUUCUGAUGGGGAGAGAGGAGAGAGCUGCUCUGGAAGGCAUAGAAAACCCAGCCUUCGAUGGAGGAGGAAGCACCGAGCUUUCCGAUCCUCCGGUUUGGCUUGAGAGAGAAAUUCGAGGUGACAGCCCAGAUAGCACCCUUGCAGCUCACCAAAAAAAAAUGGAGCUGCAAGCCUCUUCCAAAGAAAGAGGAAAUAAACGUGCCCAAAAUUACUUUGACCCGUUGUCGGCAGAGCAGACAGACCCAAGGCAUUGCGGGAUGGCUGGGGUCAGCACUGAAGAUGAGCUGGAAUUAACGAUAUUGGAUGCUGAUGAAAACAGGCUGUAUCAAAGAAUGGCUGCAUUGCUGGAUGAGGAGGAUACCUUCAUGAAUUUACCUGGUACGCUGCUAGCCUCCAGGGAUGAGGAGGUGUUGGAGGUGAAGGCGGGUGAUCCGGUGCUUCAGCGGCGACUGCUGCUCCACGGUGGUGGUGAUGCCUCGGGCUCCGGGCCCUCCCAGGCCCAUACCAUUGCCAAAACCCAGGCUGGGGCUAGUGCUGGGCUGGGAGAGGAGGCUGGACUCGAAGCAGGGAGGAUGGUAAUGGGCACAGAGAGCACUGUAAAAAUGAGCCCGGCUAAGGAGGCGAUCCCCCACUACGCCCAGCAGCUGAGGGAGCGUGUGCGGCCUGACAUGAUCACGCUUGGCAGCCUUUCACUGCAGCAGCAAGCGGCUCAGAAGGGACCACUGAAGAGGAGUGAGUGGGCAAAGAGAAAGAAGAAACUAAUGGCCUUCUUCACUGGGAAUGUUAAGGAGCCUGAUUCACCAAGUGACGAGGCAGUAACAGAAGUACCACAACCCCAGCAGAACAUGCCGUUACAGUGCAGCACAACCACUGAAAGCCCGUCACUCAGAGCGUUGGGGGAAGGCCAAGAGGAAGCGAUGGCCAAAUACGGCCAGAUGACAGAGCUCCCAGAAUCCUCUUCUUCAGCAUCACGGCCCCCGUGUCAGGUGAACCAGAGCACACCUCCUCAGCCUGUGCAGGUGUGUGUGUGUUGCCUAAGAGCCACCAGAAACAAGCUGCCCAGGGGCCUCUACACUGUCAGUGUGGCCCUUCACACCCGUUUAGGUGGGCCAGCUCUGGCCUGGUGUGGCGAGAAAGAGCAGCAACAAUGGGCGGUGUCCACUGAGCCGAUCGAGCAUCGGGGCUGCUUCUACGACUUCGACCUGCACAUUAACCAGAGCCUGUUCAUGAUCUUACCUGCAGCCUGUGAGGUCGUCCCCUCCAUGGUCCUGGUAUUCCAACUGAUGGCACUACCAGGACACAGCAGCCACAUCAGCUCUGUACUGGCAUGGGGGGCAUUUCCUGUUUGUGGACCGAGCCUCUGCUACAUCCAGGGCAGGUUCAAAACCCCUCUGCUCAGGGGGGAGCCAAACUCACAACUGGACCAGUUUAAAAAAAUUGAAGCCCACAUCUCCUCUGAUCUCGACCACUGGCUGUGCAACCUGUACUUUCAGGUUCAGAAGCUCCCUUGUGGAACAUCUGGGGAGCCAGAGUGCUCCAUCACCCUAUCAAUACCCCCUCCUAACCCUCCUGUCAUGCCCCAACCUGAGAUCCAUCAUGACCAACCACAAGACCAACUGCUACUCCAGCCUCAACCCCCAUCACAGGCUCAGCUCCAUCCUCAGCCCAUUCACCCCCACUCCCAGUUAUACCCCCAACAGCAGCCGCAUGCAGGCCCCAGCAGCAGAGCAGGAGAGCCCGCUGUGGUACAUUCUCACCGGGGGUCUCCUCUCCACCUGUCAGCUGAUUCUGCUUGCUCUUCCUCAUCUCUGCCAGGGAAGAAUUCCUCCUCGGGAGCCAUUUCUGGAAACACGGGAGAGAAGAGUGAUCCAUGCAGGGAGAAAGGAGAGGGUGGGAUUCACUACAAGAAGAAGCCAAUCAAGAAGACAAAUAGCUGCGGCCCCAGCAUGAGCGGCAGCGGCGCACCGCCUCGGCAGGCAGACAAACAGAAGAUGCAGCCUUCAAUGGAGAACCUCUCCACGGAGGAGAUGGAGGAGUAUACAUUCUCCCUACAAUCAGCACUGACUGGAUCUGGCUCCUGCCCCUCACGACUGUCUGACCGAGCCCGCCUGGCCCUCCGCAUGCUGCCGUCCGAGCUGGGCCUACCGUUGCCGAGGCAACAACAGCCGCAUAGUAGCUGGCGUGGCUCCGUUCGGCAGCUCGGCCUCAUUAUGCCGCUGCUGGCUUUGAUGUGGUUUGUGAGGCUCUACCUGCAUUACUGCAGCCAGUGGCUCUACCUCCAGGCCAUAGCAGUUCCUGUCAACAAAUUCCAGUUUUACGCACACACGGUGGACCUCGUAUACCAGAGUUCUUUGCUCCACACCCGGGAGGAGCUGGCGAUGGUGGUGGUGGGUCCCCUGACCUUGAACGCAGUAAUGUUCCUGCUGGUUCUGAUCAGAUGGGGCUGUCAACAGAUAUUUGGCUCACUCCCUUCCUUCACGUCAAAGUUUAUCAUGGCUCAGGGAGUGUGGACAGUCCUCGACCCCCUGGCAGUCUUUGCAGUGGACGCCGUCCUCGGGCGUCUCGCCUACAGUCCAGACACACCAGUGGGUGACGCAGCCAAGCUUUACUGGCACUUCUAUCGGGCUGACCAAUCAGGUGCAGCGGGAGUGAUCAUCACUCUCUUCCUCUACGCUGUGCUCUUCCUGCUCUCCAUCACCAUCCUCUCCAUUUACGUGCUCAGAUUCCACAAUGGUGGCCGCAUGCUGGAUGUCUUUCAGCGGCUCACAGCCAAGGAGGGUGCAUACUUUCUGCCUCAAGACCUGGAGCUGUCCAAUCAGGAACUGAGCUACAUUGUAAAGAAGGCGGAGCAGUGGAGAGGCUUCAAUGGGGAGAGGCGCAAGGUGGCCGUGUAUGACUAUAUCUGGACAGCGGAAGACCCCUUGGCAGGCCCAGCUGAUCCAAGUGAAUAUCCUAGGGAGGGUGCACCCUUACCAGAGGGAGAGACCAGCACCCAUGUGGCAGUCUACACCCUAUACCUGAGUGGCUUCAAACAAAGAUACAGGCACUUCCUCCGACAACCGGAUGGGACUAUCACCGAGGUGAUUGGUGACAUGGAAGUGGUGGACAAUGCAGCUGGGAUAGUGUCCUGCCAGGGUCGGGGCUCUGUCAAUCAGAGAGAGGACAAGGAAGGUCAAAGUGUUCUACAUCAGCUACGGAAACGGAAGAAACUGUUUGGAAGGUCCCAUCGCGUUGAGCCAAUAGGAGGAAGUGGGUGUGGAUCCAGUUUUGCACUGCAAGACCUCAACCAAUGAUCUCAAAGCAAGUGGGAAGUGAUAAUUGGACCGUGAAGUAAUGUGAGUCAACUGAUCAACUGUCGGGUCUGUUUGACUUAAAGUAAUUGGUAUAUUUCUUAAGUAAUCCAAAUACUGAAGACAGAAAAACUGUUAGUCAGUCAGUACUACUUUUCAACAGCUUUUACUCUGUGGUAAGUAUUUGUGAAGUAGUCCCCGGGUACUAUAGAUUUGAAUGACUUCUUAAAAUAGUCAAAAAUGUAAAAGAUGGAAAGUUGACUCAUCAGAAUAAAGAUGAAAAUCAACAACAUUGGUCUUGCAACCAUCUGCAAGUAAACAUGAAUAGUAAAUGUGAACAUAUUAGAUAUUUGUGCCCUCAUAAACAAUGUUCAGCAACACUUCUAAUGAAUGCAGGUCAUUAGGUGUUCGGCAGUGCCUCAACACAGUGAAAAAUUAAGAUUCUAAAAGUCAGUAAUCAGAACACGAGUGAUAAAAUAUCAAUAUUGGCCUCACAUUAAGCAGGAUAAUAUUCAGGCCAGCUUGAUUUGUAUUGAAUAUGUGUCUGCUAGCCGGUGCUCACUGUAAUGAAGUGGCUCACAAAUCAGGCCAUAAUGGCUGCCUACUUACACAUAUUGCUUAAUUAAAGGUUGUGAGCUUAUUAGCAUGUGUCUCUGGCACAGGGCGCGGGGAGAUGGGAAUCAGGGCUGAUGUCGUUGAGGGGCAGGCUUUAAAGGUUUUAUAGAUAGCUAACCUAUCAUACUAAAGCCAUAGCCCCCCCCCUCCGCCCCCUCCUAAAAUCGUAUCUUAAUAACCUGUCAUUUUCAUUGAUGAUGAUUCUCCUUUAU